UUAGCUGUGUGCAGUGAACCAAGACAUGCGGGAAACGUGCAUAGCAAAGGUUCAAAAAUGUCCUCGGUGGUCGACCCAUUGCUUUCCACUGUCACUCUCGAUUUAUUGCGGCCUAAAGAGACGUUAGGCAAUCCCGAAGAACAUUUCAGAAAGAUAUGGUUCGACAUCGAUAGCUUGAAUUUUUCACAAUUCAAUGGCAAAGUGGACCUUUUUGAUGACGGCGGUGCAUUUGACUCCGAAAGCUCGCUCGAUUCAGACUACGAGCUGAAUUACAACGAGAAAUAUUUCUGCCAGGAAGACCUAAUCGAAAGCAAGCUGAAAGAUACAGAGUUGUUGUACGAAUUGCCAUAUCAACAGGAUGUCAUUUGCUUGGAACUACGCUCUUCUAGCCCUGAUAAUUUAUCAAGUUGCAGUCCUACGAGCGAGUCUUCUUCUGACAUCGAAAUUCAGCUAGACUGCAUCCAGCCUGGAGGACUCACGUGCGCCGAUGUUGAGAUGAAACCUGUCUGUACGACCAUCAAACAGACCUCGGAAGGCACGCAAACUGACAACGAAUCAAUGAGUACCGAGUCUUUGACCAAACUGGCGAAGGCAAAACUGACGAUCGAAGGUUCUGCAGGAAACUCCAGCUCUUCAAAGCCAAACUCGAAUACAUUAAAGGCAACUAGCUCUUCAAAUGCUAAUGAUGCGAAGGAUUCCACUGAUCCAACCCCAACGCAGUUACCCAAAGGGAAGCGAACAUUGGCAAGGACUCAUAAAUGUACAUUCGAAGGAUGCAAUAAAUCGUAUACUAAAAGCUCGCAUCUUAAAGCUCACCAACGAACCCACACGGGUGAAAAACCAUAUCAGUGCAACUGGAAAGACUGUGGCUGGCGAUUUGCGCGAUCCGAUGAACUUACAAGGCAUUACCGAAAACAUACGGGGAUUAAGCCAUUUAAAUGUACAACGUGCGACCGUAGCUUUUCGCGAUCAGAUCACUUGUCGCUUCACAUGAAACGACAUUACUAAAGUGUGCUAUGAAGGACAAAAGAGAAACUUAUCGUGUAUGAAAUUCCAGCUUGGUCCUCUAUGCGAAGCUGUAGGGAAAUGAUACCCAUCAAGUAAUAUUUACAAUUUUAUACUCUAUGAAAAAGUGCCCAAACAAGAAAAGACAGUUACGAAAAUGGGUUCAAUUGAAUCUUAAUAUUGAGUUAGGAUUUUAAAAAAGAAAGAGGAAAAAGCUUAUUAUUGAGGUGGCAAAUACCACUCAUAAAAUGUGUACAUUAAUAUGUCAGCAAAACUAAAAUAAAUGCAUAGCAUUAUAAAAUGA
Orbicella faveolata is the source of this 1309-nucleotide messenger RNA. RefSeq lists its product as uncharacterized. Gene Ontology annotation, molecular function: RNA polymerase II cis-regulatory region sequence-specific DNA binding; DNA-binding transcription factor activity, RNA polymerase II-specific. Lineage: Eukaryota; Metazoa; Cnidaria; Anthozoa; Scleractinia; Merulinidae. Gene Ontology annotation, biological process: regulation of transcription by RNA polymerase II. The record is from RefSeq and is a predicted model, not a curated record.